AUGAAUUUUAAUUUACCAGAAGGAAAACAUAACUAUAUUGGCAGUUGUGAAUGUGGAGAUAUUAGAAUUUCGGCUGAAUUAGAUUUAAAUAAGAUUGAAGCUGAGCAUUGCAAUUGUUCAUUGUGCUUAAAGGACAGAAGUUACUCUACACGUGCAGAUAUUUCAAAGUUCAAACUGUUGUCUGGAGCCGAGUCAACUACACUCUACGAUUUCGGAACAAACACAAUCGACCACUAUCUGUGUAAGAUCUGCGGUACAAAGGUUUACUCUUACUGCAAGAUUCCAACUAUCGGAGAGUACUAUAGCGUUAGCAUCCCAUGCAUCAAAGGAAUCACUGAAGAGCAACUCACAACCCUUCCAGAUACCAAAAAAGGUUUCUCUGACUAUGGAAUCUACAAAGGUUCUUACCCAGAAAAAAAUGAUUUUAAAUUAAUAUUUUCAUUAUCACAUAGGAGGUGUAGAAAUCUUUUCAGAAACAAAAGGAAGAGGAACAUUUAA
Heterostelium album PN500 is the source of this 498-nucleotide messenger RNA. RefSeq names its product GFA family protein. Bases 1 to 498 code for a protein of 165 amino acids. Lineage: Eukaryota; Evosea; Eumycetozoa; Acytosteliales; Acytosteliaceae. The record is from RefSeq and is a predicted model, not a curated record. Gene Ontology annotation, molecular function: carbon-sulfur lyase activity. The transcript has 2 exons.